Molecule: messenger RNA, 5181 nt
Organism: Volvox carteri f. nagariensis
Lineage: Eukaryota; Viridiplantae; Chlorophyta; Chlorophyceae; Chlamydomonadales; Volvocaceae
Exons: 3
Coding region: 1-4791 (1596 amino acids)
Molecular function (GO): ATP hydrolysis activity
Source: RefSeq, a predicted model, not a curated record
AUGGUGGACCGACGGAAUGAUUCACCCCAGCGGACUGGGACACGCAGUCGUGAGCGCCUGGGUACACUGGGCGGCGGGUUUCAUUUUAGAGGGACAAGAGCGUCGAACACGCACCUCAGCGCAGAUGCAGCCCGGAUGCAGAAUGCUCAUCUGGAUCCGGGGCGCAGGGCUGCAGAACAACAACAGGACAUGGCUGCACGAGCUGCUGCCCGUCGAGACCCGGACUACAGGGCUGUGGAGCAGCAGCAGAACAUCACUGCACAAGCUGCUGCCCGUCAAAACCCGGAGUACAGGGCUGCGGAGCAGCAGCGGAAUACCGCUGCACGAGCUGCUGCCCGUCAAGACCCGGAGUACAGGGCUGCGGAGCAGCAGCGGAACACCGCUGCACGAGCUGCUGCCCGUCAAGACCCGGAGUACAGGGCUGCGGAGCAACAGCGCCGCCAUGACCCAGAGCGCAGGGCUGCGGAACAGCGGUCUAACACUGCUGCACGAGCUGCUGCUCGCCAAGACCCGGAGUACAGGGCUGUGGAGCAGCGGCGUAACACCGCUGCACAUGCACAGGCCCAUGCUCGGGUGCAUACCGUACAGCCUCCGCAAGCCAGCUUGCUUGAGCGUUUGCGGGACCUCAUGCGGUUUCCCUCCUUGCACGAGAGCCAGCACCCUCGGCUGCCUGAUUUUCUGGAGGUGAUUCCGGAAGGGCGUGUGCAGGAUUUGCCCGGCGGAGAACUCCCGGUGGAGCGGCAGGUACCAUACGAAAAACACCUGCAUCUUGCUAGCAGCAUGGCUGCCGCGCUGCGUCGGCGCAUGCCUUCGCGGGUGUGUGCUGUCUGCUCAGAACAGUGUUCGGAGGAUCAGUCGGUGCUUCAUGCCUGGUUGGAAAUUCCCAAUGUGGAGAUAUUACGCGCCGACAUAAUGUGCACUGCCGCCGUGCCGCGUCAUGCGCGUACCCUGGCUUGGCGGCGCAUGCCCUGCACCGCCCAAGCCUCUGGUCAGCUUAUAGAGUUCGACGACGCCGGUCGUCCGACCCAGAUCAGCAGCACGGUGGAAAAGUGGCGCCGCGUCAAAGAAGACCCGCACAGCUGCGCGGCACUGCUCAUCGCCACAAAAGAGGUGUUGGUGGAGCAGUUGUUUGGCUUUGCACCUGGAGCAAUGCGGCAGACUGACCCUAACUGCUUCUGUGGGGUCGUAUUCGAGGUAGUCGUCAAGGUUGAACAGAGCGGGCGAUUGGCGCUACACUUGCACGGAGUCGCACACCUCGAGUGCUUCGCACUGGACAACCUUCAGGUGUUAUUCUGUGGACCCAACUGCCGAGCUCUGGCACUUGCAUACGCGCUGUGCGAAAUGUGGUACCCCUCCCCAUACUAUGCUCCGGCACCGGACAGCGGGACACAGCCUCUGGUCAUGGGUAUGUCUGAUGCGGAAGUGCAGCAGCACGGUCUACCCGUGCCAGCAGUGCAGGCGGACUGCCCACCUGCAGCAUACAACUUCGAACGACUGGCGGGGUGUGCAAACGGCGAACUGCCGCCUCCAUCACGACAUGCCGCCUGCCGUGCCCAUCACGCUGCCGUCAUACGCAGUACCCUCACCCACAGCCACAGUUCGACGUGCAAGCGGCAUGGCUGCCGCGGUACCGAUGACAGCUGCGGCAUGGCCUUUCCCCGACUCAUCCGCACAGCCUUUCAAUGGAUCGGUACCACCGGCCUAUUCUUGCUGCCCCGCCUGGCACCCAACCUCGUGCCACACAUGCCUGCCAUUGCCCUCGCCUUCGGCUGCAACCAUCUGAUGUCCCUGGCCUGCGAAGUCGACCGGGAGUACACAGCUGACAUCGCUGCCCAACUAGCGCGUCCUCCCAACGAACGCGGUGACUGCUCCCUCCUACAGCCCGCCAUCGACCGUGCCCGUGACGCCGCGUACUACAGCUCUAAGUACACUGCAAAGACGAUUGAACGCAGCCAGGCGCACCUCACAUGCGCCGCCGUGGGCCGUGUACAGGACUUCAUGAUGGCAGGUCACCGACCCAGCGGCACCGGUGAUGGACCCAGCACGUUCAGCAACCUGUGUACCGUGGUGCACCGCAUGACGGCCACUAUCACGGCUGGCAUGGCACUGGUCGCCUUCAAACUGUCAGGCCACGAUACGUUCCAAGCAACCUACAAACGCAACUACCUACCGAUAGGUGCCUUCACUGCACUGGCGUCCGAAUCCGCCGUAGAACCAGAAGAUGCGGAAACUGGUGUGGAGCUUGUAGAGGCGGACGAGCAUGGCGACUACACCCUCACCAGCAUCGUACAGAACUACACGCAGCGUGGAGUGGAGCUGAGCGGCUUGGACUGCAGUGCCUACAGCAUCGCAUCCAACUUCGAGGUGAAACGUAUAAUGCCCGCGCAGCACCCCCAUGCUGCCAUCCUCAGUGCCCAAGUCCUCCCUGUACCUGGCCGCCGCAAGCGCAAAGCCCCUGGCGCCGCUAUGACCCCUACUACUGACGCACCUCCCGCCCCAUCUGGCACCCAGCCCACCGCCGCUAUGGCGUCCCCUGUGCCAGCUGGCCCAUCUGCAGAACAGCUGCCCACGAGCCCGACGUCGACCAUACCUCCCAAGAAUGUGGCCUUCCAACCAACGCACCCGCUGUAUCUGACACACGUUCUUCAUCGCCUGGCGCAGCCGAGGUACGUUCUGCUGGGCGGUGCGCUGCCCCGCCGCCCGCAAGCAGGCAGCACCACCGCAGCCGCCGUCGCCUACUACGCAUUUGUCUUAGGCAUCUUCAAGGCUCACCGCGGCCAACCGGUGGCUGCCGGUCAGACGGUGAAAGAGGUGUACGAUGCAUGGUGGAUGGACCUGGGAUCCACCGAGGCAGGCCGAUCGUACAGAGCCUGUGUGAGUGUCCUGCUAGACAACAUCGAAGCAGAGCACCUCGCCAGCGCCCGGCGCCAGGCCGACUACAACUUGCGACGCCGCCAGCGCCGCGCCGCUGCUGCAACUGCCGGUCUGGCCCCAGACAACAGUUCCAGCGACCCGGAUGAUGACGACCCGGAAGCUGCACGAGGCCGCCUCGAACCUGACCCCGCCACACAGCCGCCACAAGAUGAUCAGGUCGAACGGUAUGACUUUGUACCAGGCCAAGGCGACCCGACGCUAGGAAUCAACCUGUCCGAUGUCGCCCUGACGGACCUGUAUGACCGCACCACAGUGGAGGGCCUGUACGCAUACGGUGCAGCUCGGCGUUGCCGUGUACUUCCUCUUCCCAAUGCGCUCGGUGCCAACACCAACCCCUUCAUCCGCCGUGUACGCACCACUGACAUCCCGCUGCUGAGCGAGGCUUCCAAGCGCCUGAAGCGCUACCUAGUCGUCUCUGAAGGCACCGCCACCAUGCCGACCACGACGGACCGCACCCCCCAUCUUCGUUUGGAUCGCCGCCCCGGCUACCCACUUGUAGCGGUCAUCAUGACCGACACCCAGCAAACCAACCAUAUCACAGCGGGAAUGCCAACUUACCUACGUCUACCACAGCCACCGAGCAUCGACGACACCAUCGAGCUCUUUACCCUGGCGCCGGAUCAGGCCGUACCAUUCAUGCUCAUGGCACGUUAUUUCGACCGCCGCAACGAACCUGAUCCAGGCGUCCCGCCACAGAUGCUCAUCAUGGGUCCUCCGGGCACGGGCAAGACUCAGUUCGUACACGCUCUACUGUGGUACACGUAUCAGCAUGACAGUCCCGACUGGGCCGCCACAUGUGCAUACUCCUGGGCUGCCGCAAUCGCCUUCAACACCCCAGUACACCGCAGCCUAUCGACCCACUCGAUGUUCGGCAUCUCAGCCAGUCAAAGCGGCUCCCGUGGCGCCAACCUUCCCAAGCGCGGCGCCCACGCCGGCCUUCAGGUCAAGCGCAAUGUCGGUGAUGGGGCUGUCCUCAUCGACGAAAUUGGCAUGCAAAGCCACGAGCACCUCGGCGCCAUCAGCCACUCCUGUACAGCCAACGUGCCGCCUCCACCACACCUUGGACCCGCCCAUCCCAGCAGCCGUGUCUUGUCCGGUCGUGUUGCUGGCGGAAUCGGCGACCUGCUGCAGCAUCCUCAGCCAGGCGGGUCGCCGCCAUACCGCUACGCCACCAACGUUGAACGAAACCCCCAGUUCAGUCCCUCGGCACCGUCAGCACAGUGCCGGCCGGCCUCGGCUGACGAACGUGGAGGUGACCAUGCUGACGGCAGCAACAAUGACAGCAGUGAUGCAGAUGACGACACCGACAACCGUCGCGCCACCACCUCCACACGUCGCACUCGUCGCCCCGUGCCACAAACGCACACCCACCUACACGACGGCUUCAACCUGUACCGUCAGCUCGGCGGCACCGUAUUCAUGCUGCAGAAACAGCAGCGGCAAGACAACAGCCCAUCUGGCCAGCAGCUUACCCGCUUCACAACCAUGUUCGGCGGCAUUCAACCCACUGAAGCACGUGUUGCAGAUCUAGUAGACGCACUCAACCAACGCGUCAUCACGGAUUUGUCCGAUCUCACAGACCUCGAACCCCGUGUCGUGCUGCAACGGAACGAACCCAGGCACGCGCUCAACACACGCCUCCUGAUGCUCCAGGCGCGCCGCANAGGAGCGCGUUUGGUCAGCUGGAACGCGGACCAUGUCCCGCUGCAGCUCAUCGAUCUGUCAACAAUUUGCCUCAAAACAUGCUACAUUAUAGCUCAGAAGCGCUCUAUCCACCCUUACACUUUCUGGUAUUCAUGCCUAGAAGAAGUCCUCCAUCACCGUCAGUUAACACUCCGAGACAAGUCUGUACAGUGACUGUACAGUGCAGCAGCGCUGCUGCUAGCAGUAGCUUCUCCACAAGCGGCUUGUGAGCCUGUAUGCAGCAGCUGCUGCAGCAGAAGCUUCGAAACAGCUCCAAACAGUUUCAUAUUGGGUGCACCCAGCUGCAGCUCAUCCAUCUCUCAAUAAAAUUUGCCUCAAAACAUGCUACAUCAUAGGUCACAUGCACUAUCCACCCUAACACCUUCUGGUAGUCAUGCCUAGUAUUAGUCCUCUAUCGCCGUUAGUUGACACUACAAGACAUUGCUGCAGCAGCAGUCCUCCACAAGCAGCUUGUGAGCCUGUAUGCAGCAAAAAUCAGGCAGGGGCAUACAGUAGCACCUUUGUCAGACCAUCAUGAACUGCAAUGACUGUGAUGUGGAACUU